CCACACCAGGGACACAGACCACACCACGGACACAGACCACACCACCUCCUUCCUCUUCGUCAAUCCCCUCUCUGUCUCUCUGUUUCUCUGUCUCUUUCACAGCUUCUUCAAAAUUUGUAGCCGUUUUACCGUGAAGCAAAGGAGCCGAAAGCUUUUAUUCUCUCUGCAUGUGUCUGUUUUACCCUACUUCGCGGCGUUUCUGACUUCCUCUGUUUCUUCGGCUCAAUUUCAUGGUGUUUUUGGGCAGCUUUUCUCUGUGAUCUUCUGGUGAUUUCGGCGAUGAGUGGAAUAAGUCACUGGCUUGUAUUUGAUUCUGGUUUUGGACUUGAGGAUUUCUGUUCUGGUUAUAUAAGAAAUGUUUGACUGGAACGACGAAGAGCUUGCCAACAUAAUAUGGGGCGAGGCAGGUGCGAGUGACGAUCAUAUUGUACCUUAUCCAGAGGUAACUGCGGAUCUUGGAAACAAGAAGGAAUGGAAUCUGGAAGCCACUAGCAUUAAGCUCACUGAGCAGAAGAGGCCAGAGGUUAAAAUUGAUGUUCACUGCAGAAAGCCAGGAAGCACUUCGAAACUUGAUAGUAGUGGAGGGCUAUCUGCCUCAGGAUAUGACACUAACUCAUGGCCUGACUUGUCUUUAUCCACUGCAGCUGAGACUGGUCAGGGUUCCCUGGGUACCGAAGUAUCUAAAACUUUUAGUGAAAUUAGAACAUUCAAUUCAUCAAGAGGUGAAGAGACUGCCCAACUUGGAAAGGAUGUUGAAGUUUUCCAAAGUUCAAAUGAAGGUAAAGAACAAGGUGACUAUGGUGACUAUGGUUGGGGAAACAUGGGAAGCUUUGAUGACUUCGACCGAAUUUUCAGCAAUGAUGAUCCUAUUUUUGGCAAUGCAAGUCUCGAUAAUGCUGGUGAGCUGUGGUCUUCUAAAGAUGUGAGUAACAGUACAGCUCCUAUAUCAUUGGAUGCUCCCAGUACAUCAGGUGCUUUAAGGAACAGAUCUGAGCCUUUGGAAAUUAAAGCAGAUGACGUUCAAUGUAAUGACCAAUUAUUUGCCCUUAGCCAUGGGAAGAUUGGUGGUUCUGCAUGCCAUGGUACACAAAAUGUGCAUGCUAUGACAACUGAUGUGACAUACUGUGGAGAGAGAAGCAAGCCUGCUGGAAAGGAGCAUCAGGAUAUUGUAGGAAGAAUCACCUCUUCAACCUCUGGUUUAACUGUCGAAAAUGUUGCAACUGCCAAUGAACUUGCUGACAAGGCUUUUGGGCAAAAUAAUCUGUUGAAAGUUCAGAAAAAAUCACAGGGAAAACAAGAGGCUAAAGGAUUGCAGAAUUUUUAUGGUAGUUGGUCUCCUUCAACAAAUCUGUCAAACCAAUUUGAGAAUCAACUGACACCUUCUGUCAUGCAAUCUUCUCCCCCUUCAGUUCUUGGAAAACAGAAGCAGAUUCAAGGAGCUGAGGCCUUUUAUCAGAACAUCAUGAAUCCAUAUCUAGUAUCUCCUUUUUAUGGAAACCCAGGAAAUGCAUAUCCAGCUAUCCCAAUGCUAUCUCAGGCUCAGUCAGAUCUCAGGCAUCAGCAUCUACUUUCUGGAUAUGACGCGUCUAGUAAUUUAGUGAAUCCUGUGAGGAAAUCUGGGGACUUAGUCAAACCUCUGACCAUGACUCCUCAGGAAAAAAUUGAAAAAUUGAGAAGGCGGCAACAAAUGCAGGCAAUGCUUGCAAUUCAGAAACAACAGCAGCAAUUGGGCAAUCAAGUUCCCAGCACUAAUAAAUUCAUCAAUCAAACAUAUCUGCUAGAAAUGCAAAAUCGUUCCUCUGAUGGGACUGAUCCUGAAGUUGAAGAUCGAAGCAGUUUUCCUGCUCUGGAACCACCUAUUGAACAAGAUGACUCCGAUACAGUCUCUGCAGCUAUUGACGGGUGUUUUGUUGAAGAAACAACACUGUACAAGCUUCAGGACAUUAUAUCAAAGGCAUGCUUUUCUCUACAGUUGGACAUCAAAAUAAGACUCUGCAUCAGAGAUAGCUUGUUCCGCUUGGCACAAAGUGCAACGGAAAGGAAUCCUGCUAGUGAUAGUAGCAGUACGAACAAAACUAGCAGAGAAGAACACAAUGUUCUUCAAAGAGAAGAAAUCAAUUGCCAAAACAGAUAUGUCAGGAUGCCCCAUUCUGAAACAGAGACAAACCCCAUUGAUCGAACUGUGGCUCAUUUGCUCUUUCAUAGGCCUCUGGAGUUAAAUGGAAAUUAUGCUGACAAACUUGACUCACCUAUCUCAGCUAGGACGCAAAAUAGAAGCCACGCGGCUAACCUGUCUAAUUUGACUGUGAAGUGCUUGCCUGAUGAAAAUAUGAAUAGUAAUAAACAAUUUUCUGACCAAGGGCUUAAGAAUUCUUGUUCAUUGAUUGAGGCCCAGGCUCAACCAAUGGAUCAAUUUAGAAACAGUCCUUGCAUAGGCACUUCAGAGAAUGCUUCUAACAAUGGGCCAGCAGAUGUUGGAGCUCAGGAGCUUGAAGCCUCUCAAUGAAGAUUGAAGAGAAUAUUAUCUAGAAAUCUGAGGCUGUCUGGAUUUUAAUCAAGCACAAGCGCUUAGGCCAAUCUUCAUAGAUGACCAAGCACCGGUUGCGUGAUUGUGUACUCUUAAGGCUUUAUAAUACUUCUAUUAAAAAACAUGACUGCUAGUGUGUAUCUCUCACUGCCUAAACACACUCUAGGUGUUGAGUGCUGAGAAGUUGUUUCUAUCAGAACUACGCCAGAUGCGUGUAUGGAGUACCAAAACCACCCAAAUCUCAUAUUAUUGUUGGCCUAUUAUGGGAGUUUUAUUCAUGCAACUUGGCAGCCAGUAGCCUCUCAUCAUUGACUUAAUAUCUGCUUGUCAAUAGAUUGAGUCCCUACAUUGGCUUGUAGAUUUUGGUUUCUACCAAAAAUCACGUCCACGAGAGGGGUACCAAGAAGCCAUACUCCAUGAUAACUUACAUUCUUAGUUGACUGGUCUUCUACAUAUGAUCAGAUUUUAAUUCUCAAUGAUUAAUUUUCAGUGCAAA
Molecule: messenger RNA, 3023 nt
Organism: Prosopis cineraria
Lineage: Eukaryota; Viridiplantae; Streptophyta; Magnoliopsida; Fabales; Fabaceae
Product: protein LNK2-like
Exons: 9
Coding region: 356-2506 (716 amino acids)
Biological process (GO): circadian rhythm; regulation of DNA-templated transcription
Source: RefSeq, a predicted model, not a curated record